Naegleria lovaniensis is the source of this 2151-nucleotide messenger RNA. RefSeq lists its product as uncharacterized. NCBI's taxonomy places the organism in Eukaryota, Heterolobosea, Eutetramitea, Acrasida, Naegleriidae. The record is from RefSeq and is a predicted model, not a curated record. The coding region runs from base 1 to 2151 and encodes 716 amino acids. The transcript has 4 exons.
AUGCGAUCGUCUCAAUGUUGUUGGGUGUUGAUAGUAUUGACAUUCAUUCUUUGCAUGUCGUUAGAGGUUCAAGCUCAGGUACAUCUUUAUGUGUCCACCUUUGGAAGCGACAGCAAUUCUGGAAAUUCCACAUCCUCACCUUUCGCUUCUCUCUCAAAAGCCGCAUCAACCAUAAUCACUCUUAAAAACACAGUCUACACAACCAACACGACCUUUUUUGUGAACAUCUUUCCAGGAACGUAUUUCUUGAACUCGACCGUAGUCAUUGCUCGACCCAAUCGAUUGAACGAUCAAUUUUCCCCAGUGAUUUGGAGACCUAUUCCAGCCAGUAACAGUGGGUGCAAACCCUUCCAUUUACAACAUACUUCCCUGAAUGCAAGAGGAAACGUCCUGCAAUGUAACUUGACACAAGCAGGAAUUAAAUCAAGUCAAAUCAUUGCAUUCAAAAAGCAUGGAUAUGUCUAUGGAUCUCCUAGCUCUGGAAAUGAAAUAUUCUUUCGAGGAUUUGCUCAAACCGUUGCUAGAUAUCCUAACAAACUCUCCACACAACCUGUCAAUGAUACAAGAGCGAUCCUCGAUCAAUACAUGAAUGUAGGAAAAUUGAAUGGAACCAACCAAUUCUAUUUCAACAGUACUUUGUGUCCAAACAAAGAUCGAUGGCCACUUGAAAAGUAUCCCUUUGCAUUUGGAUAUUGGAGAUAUGAUUGGGCAGAAGGCACUGAAAAUCUUCAAUCCAUAACCAGUGAUGGAAAGAUUACGUUUGUAGCAUCAGAAGUUCCUCCUUUUGGUUUGGCCAGCAAACAACGUUUCUUUUUAGUGAACUUUGUCAGUGAAUUGGACAUGCCAGGUGAAUAUGUGAUUCAGAAUGAGAUGGUUUACUAUUGGCCCCCUUCAUCGAUUCAAAACGAGGAUGACGUGACCAUUUCUUUAGCUGAUCAUUUAUUCUCAAUUUCUUCACAUGGACAAGUUUUUGAUUCUCUUGAUAUGGGUUGUACGAGAGGUUCUGCAAUUUCCUCACUCAACAAUAACUAUAUUACAGUGAACAAUUCGAUCAUCUCAAACACUGGAAGUAUUGGUGUCGCCUUAGAAGGAUGUAUUGGUUGCAAGAUUUUGAACAGUGAAGCCUAUUAUGUUGGUCAAGGAGCAUUUAAGCUCAAUGGAGGAAACCGUGUCAAUUUGCUACCUUCCAACUCGGUGGCGUUCAACAAUAUUAUUCAUAGUUUUUCUAGAAUUGGUAAAACAUAUCGACCUGCUUUUUCAAUUGCAGGUGUGGGUAUUACAGUCACUCAUAAUGAAAUAUUUAAUGCAGACCAUGUUGCUAUCCUGUUUGGAGGAAAUGAUCAUGAACUGUCCUAUAACAAGAUCUACGACGUCUGCAAAUCUACCGGUGAUUCUGGAGCCAUUUACAGAAUUCGAGGACCAGGAUUUUUAGGAACUACGGGAGUUUAUUUAGACGACAUGUUUUCAAGUGCAGCUGUGAUUGGAAAUGUAUUUUAUGAUUGCUAUCGAGGUGUUAUUGUCGGAGGUGGUCGUCACAAUCAAGUAUUCAAUAAUAUUUUCAUCAAUAACACUAUUGGAGUCAUGGCAGAUCCAAGAGGUUUGACUUGGGGAGAUAAGGAUUUAGAAAAUCAAAUGUGGAACAAGUUGUUUGCAAUGCCUUUUAAUAAUACUCUGUGGUCGAGUAGAUAUCCAGAGUUGGCAUCAAUACUUGAAAGAAAUCCAUUUGAACCAUUUGCUAAUUUCAUUCAUUACAACUUAUUCACUACUUCUCCUUCUGCAAUGGAUAUUAGACAGCCCUAUAUUUCGUUAUACAGUAAUUACACGAACAACACCUUCAAUGUACCGUUAACCUCGUUUGUGAACCCAACUGAUUUAAAUUUCAAUCUCGUUCCUGGAAAUGUCUAUGAAGCAAAUAAGGAGUUGUACAAUUUUGCCAAGAUUCCUUUCGACGAAAUUGGAACUGUGAAAAAAUCACGACCUCCUGCUCCGUUGCCUUCUCCAUUGCCUUCUCCAUCAUCGCCAGUGGUAAAACCAAGCAGUUCACAAACUAAACCAAGAGCUUCCGUGUCAGGAGUCACACAGAUUUCACCUUGGAAUCCUGUGGCAAUUCUUGUUUAUAUUUUAUUAUUAAGCAGUUUGGUUUUGGCAUAA